UGUCUUUAGGCUGCUGGCCACGAGCAAUUGAUGUCUUUUCCCCCUCGAUUAUCACAAGAAGGCAGGAGCUGGGGGUCUUUGGGGGGAGUUUAUGGAGGAAAGCCGGCAGUUUCCCCCGCAGGGGGAGUUUGACCGAGCAGCAUUCUAGUUCACAUCGAGACAAACACUGAAAUAAAGAAGGAAGCAAAGAGAACGGAGGGAGAGGAACAAUCUGGGUAAGCAACGUUCAUAAGCUCUGGAUGGAUUGGAAUGGGGAGACUCGCCUGCUCCAUGAGGCCGGGACACUCGGCGAAUGCUGGUUUCAUCAUUAAAGCGCUCCUCCUUCUCCUGCUUUGUAGACAUGCUUAUUCCCACUGCAAGAUCUUGCGCUGCAACUCUGAGUACGUGGCCUCCACGCUCAACUUGCGUGGCCCCAACAAGCACGCCAGCUACUGCAACACCCUGCGCUCCUACUCCCGCUGCACGCGCAAGACAGCCCGCACGUGCCGCGGGGACCUCGCCUACCACUCUGCCGUCCACGGCAUCGAGGACCUCAUGAUCCAGAACAAGUGCUCCAAGGAGGGCCCCACUUCGCCGCGGCGGCCCCCCGCGCCGCCCCCUGGCCACCAGGGUUUGGAACCCCCCGAGAUCUGCGAUUAUGAGAAGAGCUUUUCCCGGAAGCACAACAGAGCCCCCACUUACCAGCACUGUGCCACGUUCGGGGACCCCCACGUACGGACCUUCAGUGACGAGUUCCACACGUGCAAAGUGGAAGGUUCCUGGCCGCUCCUGGACAACAACUAUUUGUUCGCUCAAGCGACGAGCUACCCCGUCUUGAAAGGAUCAAACGCGACAGCUACUAGCAAGCUCACCAUCAUAUUCAAGAACAUGAAGGAGUGCAUAGACCAGAAAGUCUACCAGGCGGAGAUCGACAACCUGCCGGCGGCUUUCGAGGACGGAUCCACGAACGGGGGCGACAAGCCCGGAGGGAAAAGCUUGAGCAUCCACGAGCGCACACCCGGGCAGCACGUGGAGAUCCUCGCCACGUACAUCGGCACCACCAUUGCCGUGCGCCAGGCAGGGAGGCAGCUCUCUUUCUCCAUCCGGGCGGCCGAGGACGUGGUGCGCUCCUUUACGGAGGAGCAGGACCUCCAGCUGUGCGUGGGAGGCUGCCCGCCCAGCCAGCGCAUCUCCCAGACCGAGUGCUGCUGCAGCAACGGGGCCAUCCCUGCGCAGGAGGCCCAGCUCCUGUGCAAGGAGAAGCUGCCGGUGGAGGACGUCUACUUCCAGUCGUGCGUCUUCGACGUGGUGACAUCGGGAGACGUCAACUUUACGCUGGCUGCGCACGCUGCCUUGGAGGAUGCCAAAGUCUUCCACCCGGACGCCAAGAAGCACCACCUCUUCCAAAGCGAUGCAGCUUGCCUGUCCAGGGGCUCGGCCUUCCUCCUCACCAGCACGCUGGUCCUUUCAGCAUUGCAUCUACACUUCUGAAGGUUUCUGGGGACUGGCAGAAAGUUGUAUGGUGCUAGUUUGAGAGGAUAGCGAACGGGUUUGGCUCCCCCAGAAACAUGGCUGUCGGCAAACAUGGGACAGGGCAAACUGUAAAGCUGUAAGAAUCUGGGAUGGAUGGAGAUUAUGUUUAGAAACAGGGCACCCUGCCCUUCCAAGCUUUAUUGGGGAGAGGAAAAGCUGAGAGUGGAAAUGGACAAAUCUGUUGAUUUUGACCUCUCCGCUCCUCAUUUCUCAAAUCUUAAGUCCAGCAUGUCACACUUCCACAUCAUUUUUUAUUUAUUUAACAAAUCCUCGUGAAAAUCCGUCAGCGUUUUGGUGAGAAUUUCUCCUAAUAUGCACUUUUUGCAGGCAAUUAAUAGAUAUGCAGUCUUGUACACUAUUUUACCAAAGUAUGCACACUAGCAGAUACAUAUUUGUGCACUUUUUCUUUGUUAGACAGCCGCGUCGCAAAAUUUGGAGAAGUGUGGGUUUCAAAUGACACCUGUGCUUCAGUUGGCGUAUCGUUUUAGGAAAUGGUGGUGCAAGUGGGAAAUAGAGGGCGGAACAGAGAAUUAUGUCUGCUUACACUCUUACUGUGCGUGCCCCAUGUUCUGCCCGACACCCUGUUAAGCUCUCCUGCUCGUCUCAGGUACAGCGAAGGACAUGGCGCCAUCGCUAGCAUUGAAGUAAGAGUCAACUGCCAAUCCAACAGCCUUCUCUACAUGAACCAGAAGGGGGACACCAUCUUGGGUUUUG
Molecule: messenger RNA, 2226 nt
Organism: Lacerta agilis (Sand lizard)
Lineage: Eukaryota; Metazoa; Chordata; Lepidosauria; Squamata; Lacertidae
Gene: HJV
Product: hemojuvelin BMP co-receptor
Exons: 4
Coding region: 250-1470 (406 amino acids)
Biological process (GO): BMP signaling pathway
Cellular component (GO): plasma membrane
Molecular function (GO): coreceptor activity
Source: RefSeq, a predicted model, not a curated record